UGAUAUCCCAACUACAGGUCAUAUGACAUUUUGAUAAUUUACUCGAGGUGGAAAAUUUGGUCUUGUGGCCAAUUAAGUGAUCAUUUCCUUGUGAUUCCGAGUGAAAAGUGUCUUGAAAAUGACUGGAUUCAUCUUCAACAUCGACGGGGGAUACCUGGAGGGCUUGUGCCGUGGAUUCAAGUGCGGAAUCCUCAAGCAAUCCGACUAUCUCAACUUGGUCCAGUGUGAGACACUUGAGGACUUGAAGCUCCAUCUUCAGGGUACUGAUUAUGGUCAGUUCCUGGCCAAUGAACCCUCCCCUCUCACGGUGUCCGUGAUUGAUGAUAAGCUGAGGGAGAAGCUGGUGAUUGAAUUCCAGCACAUGAGGAAUCACGCUGUGGAGCCUCUGUCUACCUUUCUGGACUUUAUCACUUACAGCUACAUGAUCGACAACAUUAUCCUGUUGAUCACUGGCACCCUUCACCAACGCCCCAUCUCUGAGCUCAUUCCCAAAUGCCAUCCACUGGGAAGCUUUGAGCAAAUGGAGGCCAUCCAUGUGGCUGCCACUCCAGCUGAGUUGUACAAUGCCGUACUUGUGGAUACUCCAUUGGCUCCAUUCUUUGUUGAUUGCAUCUCCGAGCAGGAUCUCGAUGAAAUGAACAUUGAAAUUAUCAGGAAUACGCUGUACAAGGCCUACUUGGAGGCUUUCUAUGAUUUCUGCAAGAAAAUUGGCGGAACUACGGCUGAUGUUAUGUGUGAGAUUUUGGCUUUUGAAGCUGAUCGCCGAGCUAUCAUCAUCACGAUUAAUUCCUUCGGGACAGAACUGUCCAAGGAUGACAGGGCUAAGCUGUAUCCACGCUGUGGAAAGAUGAAUCCCGAUGGAUUGGCUGCAUUGGCCAGAGCUGAUGACUACGAACAAGUUAAGGCAGUUGCAGAGUACUAUGCUGAAUAUGCUGCCUUGUUUGAUGGAUCCGGAAACAAUCCCGGCGACAAGACACUCGAGGACAAAUUCUUCGAGCACGAGGUGAAACUGAAUGUUUUCGCCUUCAUCCAGCAAUUCCACUUUGGGGUUUUCUACUCAUAUCUCAAGCUGAAGGAGCAGGAAUGUCGCAAUAUUGUCUGGAUUGCUGAAUGUGUUGCCCAGAAGCAUCGUGCUAAGAUUGACAACUACAUCCCGAUUUUCUAAGUAGUUUUUUCUUUUGUCUUCAGCAUCAGAAGUACACAUUCCUAAUCCUUCAGAUGUCUUUCAUUUCAAAGCUCUUCGGAGAGUAUAAGUGUAAAUUACUGGGUUUUAUUUCCAAAAAAAAAACAAAUGAGCCAACUCGUCCGGGAAGAACUCCCGGACGAGGGAAGUGCGCAGAGUAUUAGAGAAAAAGUUGUAUAUAAAUUGUAUUUAUCGUUUAUUUGUUGAUUGUUAAAUGCUGUGGAUGCUUCCUGUGGGAGGUAGAUUUGUGAAUUGUGCAGCAAAUAUCAUCAAUAAAGGCAAAAUUUUACGUGAAA
Messenger RNA from Phlebotomus papatasi, 1479 nucleotides. It is a transcript of the gene VhaAC39-1, whose product is annotated as V-type proton ATPase subunit d. Gene Ontology annotation, molecular function: proton-transporting ATPase activity, rotational mechanism. Gene Ontology annotation, cellular component: lysosomal membrane; vacuolar proton-transporting V-type ATPase complex; early endosome. The coding region runs from base 119 to 1165 and encodes 348 amino acids. Gene Ontology annotation, biological process: vacuolar acidification; proton transmembrane transport; vacuolar transport. Lineage: Eukaryota; Metazoa; Arthropoda; Insecta; Diptera; Psychodidae. The transcript is spliced from 3 exons. The record is from RefSeq and is a predicted model, not a curated record.